AUAUAGCAGUGAGCAGAAGAGAAGAGAAUAGUAAUGGAGGAGAUAAAGGUGGAUGAGAAGGAAGUGCUGGCAUGCUGCGGUAGCACCCAAUUCGCUAAGCAAAUGGCUAUGGCAUCUCCAUUUCCUUCACUGGAUCAUGCAAUCUCUAUAGCCAAGGAUAUCUGGUUCAACAAGGUUGAUAUUAUUGGUUGUUUGGAAGCAUUUGCAGCUCAUCCUCAGAUUGGAGAAUCCCCUUCUUCUCACACCACCAGUGCUCAGUGGAGUAAGGGAGAACAAUCAACUGCUUUAGCAACUGCCACUGAUGCUGGGUUACAGGAACUAUCUGAUUGGAAUGCUCGGUAUAGGCAAAAAUUUGGACAUGUAUUUCUGAUAUGUUCUGCUGGGAGGAGUGCUGCUGAGAUACUUGGUGAAUUGAAGAAUCGGUACUCAAACAGGCCCAUACUUGAGCUUGAGAUAGCAUCUCAGGAGCAAAUGAAAGUAACAGAAUUGCGCCUUAGAAAGCUUUUCUCGACUAAAAUGAAAGCUGAUUCAGCAAGAAGCCGGUAUUCAUCAGUAGUAGCAAGUAAAGCUGAAAAAGAACGUGUGGGCAUAAUUGGACAGCAUUUAACUGCUACUUCAGAAGGCUUUCCUGCAAAAGCACCUCAAGUCCAAGCUCGAACUCGACCACCGAUUACUACUCAUGUAUUAGAUGUUUCUAAGGGCUGUCCAGCAGCUGGUAUUGAAGUACGUCUGGAAAUGUGGGAGGGCAGUCAACCUCAUCCAUCAUUUGGUGAGACUGAUAUGGGAAGAUGGGUACUCGAAGGAUCUUCAACUACAGACAGAGAUGGUCGGAGUGGUCAGUUAAUGAGCAUUGUAGACGCUCUUGUCCCCGGUGUAUACCGAAUAAAUUUUAACACUGGUAAGUACAACCCUGGAGGCUUUUUCCCUUACGUCUCGAUUGUGUUUGAAAUCAAAGAGACUCAGACAUUGGAGCACUUUCACGUCCCUCUGCUGCUUUCACCAUUCUCAUUCUCAACUUACCGAGGGAGCUAGUUGGACCAUAUGUUC
This is a messenger RNA of Hibiscus syriacus, 1047 nucleotides long. RefSeq names its product uric acid degradation bifunctional protein TTL-like. NCBI's taxonomy places the organism in Eukaryota, Viridiplantae, Streptophyta, Magnoliopsida, Malvales, Malvaceae. Bases 34 to 1032 code for a protein of 332 amino acids. Gene Ontology annotation, molecular function: hydroxyisourate hydrolase activity; carboxy-lyase activity. The transcript has 7 exons. Gene Ontology annotation, biological process: purine nucleobase metabolic process. The record is from RefSeq and is a predicted model, not a curated record.